This is a messenger RNA of Stegostoma tigrinum, 4522 nucleotides long. It is a transcript of the gene epor, whose product is annotated as erythropoietin receptor. Gene Ontology annotation, molecular function: cytokine receptor activity; protein binding. The transcript has 8 exons. Gene Ontology annotation, biological process: cytokine-mediated signaling pathway; hemopoiesis; positive regulation of cell population proliferation. The coding region runs from base 337 to 1764 and encodes 475 amino acids. Gene Ontology annotation, cellular component: external side of plasma membrane; membrane. Lineage: Eukaryota; Metazoa; Chordata; Chondrichthyes; Orectolobiformes; Stegostomatidae. The record is from RefSeq and is a predicted model, not a curated record.
GGGUAGCCUGGGUGAAGAGGGUGCACUGCAUUUGGCAGUGGGCUUCUGACUGAAAAUACGUAGCUGAAGAGUCUGUGCUGCAGCCUCAGAGGGUCCAGGCCUGGGAUCGUUGCAAAUCCUAAUGUGCUGUACCUGCCUGAAAAUGGGAGCCAUCCAAUUUCCAACACAAUAUGUCAGGCCAUGAGGAAUCAACCAAGAUUCCAGAAGUAGGGCUUGAAUCCACCUCGUUCGUGAAGAAAAGAUGUGACAUGCGUGCUCCUGGUGACAGCGGCAGGAUCUGAGCAGUUGAAUUGCUUCACCCAGACGCUGGAAGAUCUCUAUUGCUUCUGGACUGAAAUGGACGAUGGUGACCCCAGUGAAUACCGACUGUCCUACCAGUACCUGUACCAGGACGAUAAUGAGAAGAAAGAAUGUCACCUUUCCGCACAAAGGAUUGGCAGUAACAUGAGCCGUUACAUCUGCACACUUCCUACAAUGGAUGUUUCUCUCUUCGCUCCAUUGGAAAUUGAAGUGUCACUGAAUUCGAGUGUGGCCAUGACGAGACGGGUCAUCUACAUUAACAACAUCGUUGUCUUAGAUCCACCAUCCAACGUGACAGUGCAACGGACCGGGAAGCCUGGCCAACUGCAUGUGAAAUGGUCAGCACCUCAGCUGAAGUACUUGGAAAACUCUCUGUUGUACGAAGUCAACUUUUCAUCAGUUGGUUCCAAUGUGCAAAAGGUGGAGACCAUCAAAGAGAAGACAGAAUGCAUCAUUUUGAAGCUUGAAUCUCAGACUGAGUACCUUGUCAGUAUCCGUGCAAAGCCUGAUGGAGUGUCCAUAGACGGCUACUGGACAGCAUGGUCCAAGCCUGUGUCUGCCAUUACAGAUUCAGACUUGGAUCCACUGAUUCUCAGCUUGUCCUUAGUCCUUGUAGUGAUCAUUAUGUUGCUGUUUCUGACCAUCCUUAUGACCCACCGCAGAAUGAUCAAGGAAAAGAUUUGGCCUCUGGUGCCCUCCCCUGAGAAUAUGUUUGAUGGAUUGUUCACUGUGUACAGGGGUAAUUUCCAGGAGUGGCUCAAUUGGAGCAGCGCACAAAUCUGGUGGAAUCUGCAAUUUUUCAGCACCGAUGAGCCAGCCACCACGCUGGAGAUCCUGUCUGAGACAAAGACGUAUUGUCCCGGUCUGCCCGCAAUCAAACAUCAGGAGGCCUUCCUAGGUGAGCGAAGCUUCCUGGUGUCCAGGCCCAACCCAUUCAAGCUGCAGCGGAAUGAGGGCUUGCUGGAAGCACCCGACGCCAGGGAGGUCUACGUUGUCUUGAAUCAGAAUUUCUUCCCUGGUCGCCCCUCCCUGUCUGACAGCUGCAGUCUCGCACAGAGCAGCAACGAUGUCUCAGAGGAGGAGAUGCCUUUGAAGUUGUUGUUUGAGAGCUCCAGACCGGGUUCCGAGGAGGACAGGUCUUCCAUUGGAGAGAACUCUUCGCAGCAAGACUGCAUCUCGCGCCAGUCAUCGCUGUCGAACAGGAUCGAGGCAGGGAGUCCUGAGACACGGAUAGCUUUUGACUAUGCUAAGUAUGAUCCCAGUGGACGAUUACUUUACCUGAAUCCAUUAAGGUUCAAGUGGGAGAGUGACAGAAAUUACCUUCUGAUGUCAGACUCUGGGAUCUCUGCUGAUUUCAGUACCACAGACAUCCCAUCACAUGGGGACAUAGCAAGCUCAUACACAAAUCUUUACAAGAGGGAUGAUCUUCCAAAGUGCCUACAGAUCAUACAUCCAGAAUCUUGAGAGCCACUCAACUGGGCAUGAAGCAUCUUUACUGACCACUUUCUUUCGACGCUCUCGGGAGUGAAUGGGAGCUGACUUACAGCUAAAUUCAAAUUGGUAGGGACUCAGGGUGGUGUGUUGUAACAUGUACUUCAUUUGAGCUGAAAGAUUACGAUGAGCAAAUUUGUUUCCAUGCCCGGCUGACAACGUAACGUGCCACACCAAUCUGAAGGUGAACAAACAGCAGGACUGAGACCUUACUCAGACCAAAGGGAGUAGCACGGGGCUUUAGAGAGAGCUACUGGUUGCGACGGACCCGGUUCCCCUUGGAAAGUGUCCAUCUAAUUUCAUGAGGAGUGGAGGGGCAGGAGAGAGCGGGUAGAUGGAGGAGGCAGGGGCAUCUACUUGCUGCAGAGAAAGAGGAGGGGUGCCAAGGUCAGUCCCUGGUCAGAGAGUGUUCACUUUGGAGAAGAAACCAGAGAAUGUGAAGGCAAACCCGUUAUCUUGAGUACACUGAUGGCACUAUCUCGACUAAAGUGUUUUAAUGUACAGUGACAUUAAAAUGGGAAAGACUAUCUGGGUUUUGAGGUGUAUGAACAUAGAUCAGGAAGGCCCUACAUCAACCACUCCCCCAACACAACACGCACACAAACAAAUACACAUACACACUCUCAAAUAUACUCUCUCUCAUGCGCACACUCUUUCAUACACAGACACAGUCUCAAACAUACACUGUCACAUACUUUCUCAUGCACCCACACACUCACUCUUGCACACUCACACUGUCUUACACUCACUUUCUCUCACACUCACACACACACCCAUUCAUACACAAACUCUCUCUCUCUCACACUCACACAGUCGUUCACACGUACGCAGUCUCUCACGCUAGUUCUGCUCUCCAAAUUUGAGUCGAGCAGAAGACCCAACCAUGAUGGUCACAGUAGCUUGCACUGUCCAAAAUAAGAGCAAUGACUGACUGAAAUAAGAUGCUGAAUGGAGGGGGAAGGGAGGACAAAAAGUUGGUGAGGAAUGUGCCUCAGACUGCAGGAGAACAAUUGUUUUUUUUCUUCACAACCACACAGUUUAUCAGUUCUUAAAGUGCUGUCAUGUCGAUGACUAAACAUUAUCAGCAAAGAGUCUGUGAUGGGGGAUAGAGAGAAAAAAUGUUGAAUGUUGUGUUCUUCAAAUCACAACACACCCACAGCCAAGUUCCAAAGAAUUUUGAGGGGCCUUUGUAGGGUAGAUUGAGUGAAGAUACUAUGGGUUUUGUUUGUUCUUGGAUUCCCAUGACACUUGGGUGUUUUGGAUGAAUAGAGGGUACAGAAGAAACUGUGAAAUCUGUUCCCACUGUGACAUGGGGAAACUUUAAAGUCACACAUGAACACUGUUUGAGCAACUUAAUGUGACUGGAAACACAAAUUCAUCACAUUUUAAUUCCUGUAGACUUAUCAUUAAUGUAGCAGACUCCACGCUUUGUAAACCCUAAUUGUUCAAAAUUUUACGCAUUAUAUACAUUUCUAAUGGCAGCUGACUGAAUCACUUAGACAAUCUUGCUUCAAAUAUUCCUCAGGUUUUGCAGAGUCUCUCAGCACAGUGCAGAAAAGACAUUUCUCCUGUGCUCUGUUCCUUGUACAUUUAAUCUCGAAACUGCUGUCAGGCUGUCGGAAGAACAAAGGAGGUGUGACAAUGGACACAGAUGGUGCAAUGAAUCUCUAUAGCAUCACUGACAUUUUUAUACAUCCUGUUCUGACACACCUCUGAAGUGGGUAGGACUGGAACCCAGGACUUCUAGCUCAACGAUAGGGACACUACCUCCACACCAUGAGAGGAAAGGUAAGUCACGCUCCCAAAAUACAGGGGUUCCCAAUUUACAAACAUGCUCAUCCUUACGAAUGCUUUCUCAGUCAGGAAUUUAAUUUUAAAGAUCUGAUGUAUGAAGAUUUCCCAUGCUUACAAAUGACUCAUUGCAUACAACUUGACCUGCAAACGGACUCUGUUAGUGACCUGGGGACUAAGUUUGGUGGACAAAUAGGCUGUUUCUAGACCUAUUUGCUGAAGGUUCCUAAUGCAGAGGGGAGCUAAAUCCAUCUUGUUUUACAGGGCUAAGUUAAAUCAUGUUCUUGUGGUUGUGAUGUAGAAUAAGAUCUACAUAAUUGUGUGUCAUAACACGACUGCGAUAGCAAUCCACUCAAGUGAUGGCUCAAUUUCCUGCUUAUAACCAGAAAGCCAUUUUGGCUCAAGGUGCACAUUACUGUAAAACAUAAAGACAAACAAUAUUUAGACACAGCAACUGUAGAUAGUUAACGUUUCAGGUCAUUGACCUUUUGUCAGACAUAAGGAAUUUCCUGAUUUAUUUCAGAUUUCCGAUAUUCUGUGUCUUUGGUUUCACUGUAAAAUUUAAACUUCUGUACAUAAAAGGUUUUAUUCUUAUAGAAAGCAUUUUUACAAUGUUUAAAAAGUAUUUUGUAUAACAGUUGCCUAUUUUGGAUACUUUUCUAUGAAUAAAAUUGAUUGUUUUUUUUAUAUGCAUUUUUGUUUCUGUCCCCUUUGUUAAUUUUUUUGUUUCUUUUAACUCGUAAAAAUCGAUAUCUCACUUCAUACAGGACUGUAGCGCGUUCACUUUUAAGUUGUUCCAUGUGUGGGCAAGAUUGAUUGUAUUACCAAUUAUUGCAUCGUUUAAAAAUAUACUUGUGCUGUUAAUUACAAGUAAAAAGUUUAUUUUUGUAAUUAAAAUUAAAAAUCAGGAAAGAACUAUGUCAUCCAUCCCUGAAGGAAA